AUGGCCAUUCCUGUAUUCGUCGUAGAUGCUUUCACAGGCUGGGUUAUCUCCGCGAUGGGGAUGUAUACAUGGUUUAUACGCGGUGGAUUCCACAUCAUUCUUGGUGCCGGUAUCGAUCCAAACUUCCAGGCACUGACCAUCGCUUUCCAAAGCGUUGUCAAGAGCAGCGACGUCGGUACAGCUACCUCUACAUUCAGCUUCGUCAGAAAUCUUGCUACUAGCACAGGACUUAUUCUUGGCGAAGUAGUCUUCCAAAACGUCAUGCGUGGGCAAUAUAACAAGCUCAGUGGACUAUCAGGCCCUAGACUUACUGGCACAUUAGCCAAUGGAGGAGCGGCGUCUAGUGUUUUCACAGUCAACAAAUUACCCGCAGAUCAGAUCACUGCAGCACGGGACGCGUAUUAUAUGGAAAUUCGCGAUUUGUAG
This is a messenger RNA of Letharia lupina, 426 nucleotides long. RefSeq lists its product as uncharacterized. The record is from RefSeq and is a predicted model, not a curated record. The transcript has 2 exons. The coding region runs from base 1 to 426 and encodes 141 amino acids. NCBI's taxonomy places the organism in Eukaryota, Fungi, Ascomycota, Lecanoromycetes, Lecanorales, Parmeliaceae.